CAGGGACAGGGGCAGGGAAAGGGACAGGGGCGGGAGGGUGCGGGGGUCCCAGCUGAGCGGCGGCCGCAGCCCGGCCCCGGUGCGCGCUGUGCCAGCGGCCCGCCCGCCCCAGCGGUUCGGCAUCCCCGGGCUCCGCCGGGAGCUGCGCCCCGAAUCCUGUGGGUUUGGUUGUGGUUCUUUGUUCGGUGUGGUUCUCUUCCUGCCCGUAUCAUUUCGGUGGCAACUUGGAAGACCGUAAAGGUGUGCUGGGUGAUGACCCCUUGGACCAUCUUGUUCCGUAGGCAGAGAACGAGAGGUACAAAGAGCUGUGCCGGCUGCCUGCCUUGGAGUGUUACUUUUGGUAAACACCAGCCACAAGUGCUCUCUGUUUGGUGGAAGCAAAGAUCUCAUGCUGUUCUCAAUAGGCCUUUUGGGAACAGAUGCAGGAAAAGCUUUUCAGGACAGCAAGUUACCCAUAAUUCUGGUAGUAGAAGUGUGCCAGUAUGCAAUUUAUAAUAGUUCCUGUGAUUAUUCUUGCAGAAAGGUUAGAAGCAUGCAAUUGAUGCUUUAGGAAAUGGAAGAUGCAUCAGAUGGCUUUGAAGCUGUUACAUCAGAAGGAUCAGGUGCAGAGCAAUCACCUGCAUCCUCACAAGGAAAAGCAGUCGGAGAGGCUGGGGACCCAGCAGAGAAGCCUCUGCUUCUGGAACCUGCAGGCACUGCCCCAUCAGAGGAGGGCUGGGACCAGCAGUCUCCUUCUCAAAAUUCAGUACUACCAGAGAGUACAGCAAAUGGGACAGAGACGGCAGGCAUGAUUAAGGAUAAUGAAACACCUAGGAGGACUGGGCCUGAUUUUGAUGAAAUUGUCCAGUCUGAAAAUCAGGAAUGUCUCUCUGGCGAAGUCAUUCCACAGGAUUACCACAUGCCUGAUGUCAUAACUGUCAGAGUACAAACAGGUUCGAAUUCAUUUCAAGAAGUAGUUGUAAAAGUUGAAAGACCUACCUAUAAUAAACCUUUUCUGGGUGGAUUUAGGAACAUCUCAACAGGAGUGGAAUUUCAUAAUGCAGGAUCACAAACAAAACCCAAAAAACGACCUGACAAAGGAAUUCAGUUAUUUUGUAGGGAAACACAGACGGCUGUGGAAAAAAAUACACGACAGCAAACAAGAAAUACAACAUCGACACAGAUGACUAAAAUUGGCCUUUAUGUAUCAAACACGACUGACAAACUAAUAACUCCUGGAAAGUAUUUUACAGCAGAGGAAUACCAUAAACGUAGACUUGAAGCAGUAAUAGUAUUACAGAAAUAUUUCCGUCGUUGGCAUGCUGUACAUUUAUUACAAAAUCUGAAGGAACAAAAGAGGUUAAGGCUGGCACGGGAGGCACAAGAAGAAUUACAGAAAAAAUGGGAGAAAGAAGAAAAAUUGAGGAGGGAGUAUGAGAAAAAACUGAACCCUAAAACAAAAGAAGACUUUGAGCUACUGUAUCAUGACUUGGAAUUAUGGAUGCAGGAGGAGACUGAGCGAAUUAACAGAACUCUUACUGGAGCUAAAAGAAAGGCAGCACUUUGUGCACUGCUGGAAGAGGAGACAGAGCUCAUUGCUUGCAUUGGGAUGCACAAACUAAAUGCCAAUAUGGAGAAUCAGCGAAAAGCAAUACUGCACUUUCUGGGUAAGUGUGCACAACCUAGGAGGUGGAAAGCAUUUGAUGGAAAAAUCACUGAAAUGGAUACACAGAACUCGCUCCGUGGUAAAGAACUACUUGAAAUCUACCGCAGCAUUAACACAAGGGACAUCCCAAAAGAUGAGAGGACAUCUGUGCUGUUAACACUCAAAUGGACAGUGAAGGAACAUGAAUGUAAAUUAACACAGGAAAUAGUGGCAUUAAUUGACAGGGAAAUUGAUCUUUUGUCAAGAGAUGUGAAGGAAAGCAACUUGGAAGGACUGAGGAAAAGAAUUUGCACAUUAUUUCUCCAGUAUAUCAAAACUCCAGAGUUUAACCCUCAAGUUGCUGGGUUACUUAAGGUUCCACAAGAUCCUUUAAAGCUUUAUAAAAACGUUUACUUCUGUCAUAGCUGCGAAAAGUACUUACCACCUACUGAGUUUCCCAUUCCUGCAAGUUCCCACACCAUUGGCAGAUGUCGCUCGUGUUACCAGCUUGAUAAUGAGGCUCGGAAACGAGAAGCAUAUUUCAAGUACAGACUUAUACUAGAAAAUCUCAGGAAGUCUGAAGUUGAUUAUCAGGAUGAUAGUAAAAUUGUUUUCUUAGUUCAGCUUCCAGAUAUGCAGUACCUGAUUGAGCACAUCUGGAGCUGCCAGUCAGCUCUCAGUGCCUGCAGCAACCUGUAUGAUUUGGUUAUGGUCAGGUGGGAUAAGCAACAUGAGUGGUCCCCAUGGAACACUAUUCUCCUCACUAAAGAAGAGGCAGAUGCACAUCUUAAGCUGUGUAACCUUCAGAAGAAUGGACAGUAAUCCAGAAGGCAUCUGGCAUGUACAGCUCAUUCCAUGUACCUGAACUCUCUUGCCCCAGUUCUCCCUCCUGAAAUGCAAGAAGCAGAGUGGCCUCAUCCAUGCUGCCUGCUGAGAACACUGCCAUGCAUGGUCUCUUCCUUCAGAUCAGAUCAGACAAGAGCUAGGCUGGAUGAAAAGCAUACUAAAGACUAGCCAUAAAUACUGUGGCCAUUGUGUGCCUGUGCUCUUGCACAUUGCACAUUGCUCUUGCACAUUGCUCUGGCCUUAUUAGUUUUUGGUCUUCUAAAUUUCUCAUCAAAUAGAAGAAUGCUUCCUUGUCUAUUUGUUAUAAAAUUUGCCACUACUUUCUUACAUAAAUAUCAGCAGUGUCCCUUACAAUGUAACCUUACAGUUUGCAUUUAAGCAAUAGAAACAUAAUUUCUGUUCUGAGUUAAAACCACUUAGGACUGUGUUAAACUGAUAAUCAAAUCACACAAAUCCCCCCCUCAAAUUCCAUAUCUAAACAUGGUAGGCUAUGAAAUACCUCUCCAUUGAACAUAAUAUAUUAAGAGUAUUUAGUUUUGUAAGGCAUAGGAGAAUCCUGUGAGUUGUCUUUGUCCUGCACUUAAUAAUGGCUUAUUAAUCCUUUCAGUUUGAGGUUAU
This is a messenger RNA of Passer montanus (Eurasian tree sparrow), 3088 nucleotides long. RefSeq names its product IQ motif and ubiquitin domain containing (gene IQUB). The record is from RefSeq and is a predicted model, not a curated record. Gene Ontology annotation, biological process: cilium assembly. NCBI's taxonomy places the organism in Eukaryota, Metazoa, Chordata, Aves, Passeriformes, Passeridae. The transcript has 11 exons. The coding region runs from base 554 to 2446 and encodes 630 amino acids. Gene Ontology annotation, cellular component: acrosomal vesicle; motile cilium.